UUUGACAGGACAGGGUCGGAAGGGGAUUCCUAGCCGGGAGCGGAGCGCUAGGAUCCGGGGUGCGGGAACACUAGCAGCCGCUCUCCGCACUAACUUUCCUCCCUCCUCAGAGGGGCUCCUGCUUCAGAGCCCGGCAACUGGCGGCCGUCGCCCGUGCAGCCCUAGGGCCCUUCGUCUCCCCUGCACGUGCCGCGCCCUGCGCGCCGCGUCCGGCCGCCAAGAUGAGCGAGCUUAAUACCAAAACAUCCCCAGCAACCAACCAGGCAUCUGUCCCAGAGGAAAAGGGGAAAGCUGGCAAUGCCAAGAAGGCUGAGGAAGAGGAGGAGAUUGACAUUGAUCUGACGGCACCAGAAACGGAGAAGGCUGCCCUUGCUAUUCAGGGCAAGUUCCGUCGAUUCCAGAAAAGGAAAAAGGAUCCCAGCUCCUGAAUAUUCAGCCUUGCCCUUCACCCUACUCCCUUCUCUCUCCUUCUCCACAACUCUCCUAUGUAUCUUUGUCUCUUUGUCCCUCUAGCUUCUCAGUGAGGCAAAUUCAACCCUUGUACAUUAUUUUCUCUGGCCCCCUCAAGCCAUUGUAGCCAUAGAGGCACAAAGGAACACGGGAAAGAUGAAGAAUUCAAUUGGAAGCCACUAGCCUAAGGGUGGACCUGUUUCUCCAGGGGAUACAGUUCCUUGAUCAGUACCUAUGCCUGCCCUAUGAAGUUGAUGAACAAGAGGCUUCGAGGUUGAGAGAGGGACCCCUGACGAUGUGGAAGGGAAGGGAGAGCCUUCAGAGUCGGGUGCCCAAGGGUAGGGCAUGUAUGCUGUUCUGCUGGUUACAACAGUCACACUUCAGGUAGCACUUUCCCCCCUUCACGUCCUCCUCACCAGCACCUCAACUUCCCUCCAAUGAGCUAAGCCACAGUGGGGAUUGGAACCUCCCUCUCCCCUCAGCAGACUUAAAAUCAAGCUGCUUCCAUGUUAGUGCAUGUCAAGUAGACUAGUACCAAAGGAAGGGAGGCUGGGACUGGUAGAGACAAGGAAAAGUUUCCUUCAUCAUCUAGUCUAGAAUCAUAACGGGCAGGAGUCAAAGAGGUUCAAGGGGCCACAAGCGGGGAAAUGGGAGCUCGGGGAGAUUGGGGAAGGAAAGAAAAAUGAAGGAGGGGGAGAUCUCUAAAGAUACAAGUUCCUGCCUGUGAAGGUGUACGAUAUGAAGGAUUCUUGGGGUUUUGCUGAGCUGCCUACCUCUAACCCCUCACGUCUAGCCAUCCCCAGAGGCCACACAAACCAAGUGACCCCUGCUGUGGCCACCUGCCCCACCAUGCCAUCAGAGCAGAAGUGAAAUAGCCACUCUGUGUGAUUUUAGCAUGUUUAAUAAUUAUGAAAAUAACAGUAAUAAAAAAAAACCUCAUGUGGGGCCAUUUAACCUUUAUUUCUGCUUUUUUUUCUUGGGAGGGAUAUGAAUGUCAGCCUGAGCUGGCCUCAGGGGAGGGUGGUAGAGUAAUUGCAUAUCACUACAUGAAGGCACAAGAACCGAACACAGAAAUUUGAGAAUGAAAUUCCUUCCUACCUUCCCCCGACCUUGUCCUCACCUUGAUUCACUACCUACAUUGUCUUUAACUGCUGCUGUUGCCGCCCCCGGUGUGCACCUGCAAGGAUGCUCUUCUCCUUCCCUUUCCCCUUCCAACUGAGAGCAUGCUUGGUGGAUCUCCCUCUGAAAACAAACCCUAUCUUCCUUGCUCUCUAUCCCCAAAUGAUCUAUGCUAGCUAUCUCUCUUGCUUUGUCUUCCUCCCCCAUUCGCCCUCUCCUCCCAUUGUUUUAUCAAACUUAGGAGAAGUAGAAGACUCUGGGUCAACAGAGAGCACCACUGUCACACUGAAGAUUUCAAACCAUGAAUAAAAUGAUGGCUUUCAAAUGA
Molecule: messenger RNA, 1897 nt
Organism: Phacochoerus africanus (Common warthog)
Lineage: Eukaryota; Metazoa; Chordata; Mammalia; Artiodactyla; Suidae
Gene: PCP4L1
Product: Purkinje cell protein 4 like 1
Exons: 3
Coding region: 222-428 (68 amino acids)
Source: RefSeq, a predicted model, not a curated record